AUGAUGUACUUGUUGUACAAAACGAUAACCCGAGCGACGAUAUCACCGUUUCCCAUACUACCGCGCGACGUCGACCCCUCUGACGAUGUCGUCGAUAACCACGACAUUAGCGCCAUAAUAGUAGCAACAGUAGUUCCGACAACCAUCAUAUCUACGUUAUUCGCGUUUGCGCGGUUGUACGUCAAGGGAUGGAUCCAGCGCCGGAUUCAAUAUGACGAUGGGAUUCUCCUGGCAGCGGUGGUGGUGGGAUGGACGGCGACUGGGACGACGCUGAAGGCUGUCGCGCUCGGCAAUGGGAAACACGUUGGCAUAUCCGCUGCUACGAAUGCUUAUCUCGCCAUCUACGUGGCACUAUCCGUUCGGAGGCUGAAGAUUGCACGAAGAAAGAGGCUGGCUAUCACGAUUUCUCUUGUUCUGGGUCUACUUGCAUUGUUUACCGCCUUAUUCAAGUGCACAAGACUAAAGUCCCUAGGAAGCCCCGACUUCACUUACGACUCAGCGGACCUUGUAAUAUGGACGAGUCUUGAGGCAGACGUCGUCAUUAUCGCCGCAUGUAUUCCAGCACUACAGCCUCUGGUCGAUCAUCUCUUCCCAGGGCACUUCUCAACGCCGAUGCCAUCUCCAACUAUCCCGGCUUCACCGACCUCUACCGCCUCGAGAAGGAAGUUAUGGCCUGGUCCCACAUGCGGCGACCUUGAGGCCGCAAGAGAUUUCAGCCUAUCUCCACAGGGUCUUGAGAUGAUCAUGAUCGAGAAGGAAUUUGAGAUUGCCUACAGCAGAACUACAGUGAAGAGAUCCUGCACAUCCGACACAUGGGUUUCGGAAUUGCCGGAUGAGGAGAAGUUCAGGAUAGUAAAGGAUCAUGGGCCCGAUGGGUCAAUCACGACGACGGUGGUGGUGAGAUCUGCAACUCGUCCACCGGAUCAUCCGGCUUUUCCGCCUCAAUGA
This is a messenger RNA of Colletotrichum tamarilloi, 948 nucleotides long. RefSeq lists its product as uncharacterized. The transcript is spliced from 5 exons. Bases 1 to 948 code for a protein of 315 amino acids. The record is from RefSeq and is a predicted model, not a curated record. Lineage: Eukaryota; Fungi; Ascomycota; Sordariomycetes; Glomerellales; Glomerellaceae.